This is a messenger RNA of Suillus plorans, 642 nucleotides long. RefSeq lists its product as uncharacterized. NCBI's taxonomy places the organism in Eukaryota, Fungi, Basidiomycota, Agaricomycetes, Boletales, Suillaceae. The transcript has 5 exons. The record is from RefSeq and is a predicted model, not a curated record. Bases 1 to 642 code for a protein of 213 amino acids.
AUGUCUAUAGCACAAAAGUAUAGGCAGUUGUUGAUACUCAUCUUUAGGUACAAUGAAACCAAUUAUCUUCUUUCGAGAGGAAGACGUCGACAAAACCAUGGCUUAGAAUGUUGCUUCUUCAUAACCAUUGGAGCUAUACUCAUUUUGGGGGUGUUUUAUAUCGUUCAAUUUUUCUCGUCUACGCCCAUCGAUGAGAUUGUUUGGACCAAUCUUGAAUCUCAUUCCUGCACCAGUUAUGCAACAAGGGAGUACUUAGCAGAAAUCAACCUCUCGCCUUGGAACCGCCAGUGGACGAAACUUUGCAUGAGUACUCCAGUGGUUGUCCAUGGACAGCCUCACUUGCCCUCCAGAUGCGAAUAUCGCUCAGGCACGGUGAUUGGGCAUUUCGCUAUCAAAUAUGACGAACCAGACUGUGUCACCUACUGGAGUACAUUUAAGAAUAGGGGAUGUACCGCUAAAGGCUCGAAGAAGAGGCGCAUCGAGCAACAUCUCAUGAAUGUACCGGCUCAUGCAGACUAUAAGGAAUUCUGUGCGACAACGCCUGCUCGUUUCUUAGACCAAGAAUUCUCUGGUGCGGACUCAUGCGUGAAAAGCAUCUGGGGUGUCUAUGGGCAGUGGUUCAUUGACGACCCUAGUUGUUGA